Messenger RNA from Blastomyces gilchristii SLH14081, 1836 nucleotides. Its product is annotated as major histocompatibility complex, class I. Lineage: Eukaryota; Fungi; Ascomycota; Eurotiomycetes; Onygenales; Ajellomycetaceae. The transcript has 6 exons. The record is from RefSeq and is a predicted model, not a curated record. Bases 1 to 1836 code for a protein of 611 amino acids. Gene Ontology annotation, biological process: zinc ion transmembrane transport; L-histidine biosynthetic process; intracellular zinc ion homeostasis. Gene Ontology annotation, molecular function: imidazoleglycerol-phosphate dehydratase activity; zinc ion transmembrane transporter activity. Gene Ontology annotation, cellular component: membrane.
AUGUCCCUCCCCCGCCGGACAACAACCGUCACCCGCCUAACCGGCGAGACAAAGGUCCAAGUUUCGCUCUCCCUUGACGGCGGUGUGCUUCCGGCCUAUGAGACAUGUGAGCACUUUCCACAGGCAAGCCCGGAGGAAGCGACCCGCAUAGUACCCGUUCCCGAAGCACGGCAUUCCACCCAAUUCACCCCUACGCAACAGAUCACUAUAAAUACCGGCAUCGGGUUCCUUGACCACCUACUACAUGCGCUGGCAAAACAUGCUGGGUGGAGUUUGGCGGUGCGGUUCGACGACCACCACACAGCAGAAGACACCUUCCUUGCCCUCGGCACCGCCUUCAAACAAGCGCUAGGCCCCCGCCUCUCCCUCGUCCGCUUCGCCCGCGGCGACGCUCCCCUCGACGAAGCCCUCUCGUGGGCGGUAAUUGACAUCUCCUCGCGGCCCUAUAGUGUGAUAAACCUCGGCCUGAAGCGCGAGAAGAUUGGCGCGUUGAGCACGGAGAUGAUUCCUCAUGCGCUCGAGAGCUUUGCGCAGGCGGCGGGUGUCACGUUGCAUGUUGGUUGCGUUUACGGGGAUAAUGAUCAUCAUCGGGCGGAGAGUGCUUUUAAGGCUGUUGCGGUGGCGACGAGAGAGGCUUGCCGGAGAAGAGUGGAGGGAGAGGUUGGGGGUGGUGGGGAGCUCUCAGCGUCACAGAUAGAAGACAAGCUGCAAGAAUGCCCUCUUGUCCAAGAACUGAACGCGCGUAAACUUGCAUCAAGCCCCGAAACCACAAGCUUCACAUCUAAGCUCUUCACGAUUCUUUUCCCUGGAAGCCCGGCAGUCAAUGCUAUAUUAGCUACACUCUACAUAUCUGGGCCACCUAAUUUUCUCCUCGCAUUAUGUCCUCCAGACAUCAAUCCUUCGUCCCUAUCCAUCAUGGUUGCGUUUGCGGUUGGUGGGCUUCUGGGUGAUACGCUCUUCCAUCUGCUGCCGGAGAUAUUCCUAGGCGAAGAUUCACCAGAACAUGUCCGCUUUGUCCUCGUCGAACCAAAUAGAAACAUCCUCCUUGGCCUUGCUGUUCUUGUCGGGUUCAUGACUUUUGUGGCGAUGGACAAGGGGCUCCGCAUCGCUACCGGAGGAGUAGGCGGGCACGAUCAUAGCCACAGCCAUACCCAUGCGGCGGAAGGUAGCGUCGCAAUAUCCUCCGGCUCCACAACCUCCAACAAGGAAAAUGUGGGCGAGCUAAAGAAGCGCAAGUCAGACUCCAAAACAGAGGCCAAUAAUAAUAACCUCUCAGAGGUCGACAAGAAGGAAGUAAGCCCCAGCACCAAGCUAGGCGGAUAUCUCAACUUAAUUGCGGACUUUACUCACAAUAUUACCGACGGGCUUGCGAUGUCCUCAUCCUUCUAUGCAUCCCCGACCAUCGGCGCGACAACGACCGUUGCUGUUUUCUUUCAUGAAAUCCCCCAUGAGGUCGGUGACUUUGCACUACUGAUCCAAUCUGGGUUUUCCAAGCGCAAGGCAAUGGGUGCUCAAUUCGUCACUGCCAUUGGAGCCUUCCUGGGAACUUUCAUUGGAAUUGCGGUUCAGGAGUUUGGCGGCAAAAGUGAAGCAGGAGACUUAUCAGAUGCUGGGGCGAUGGCGACACAAACAGGCCUUCUGGGCACGAGUUUGGCAAUGAAAGACCUGCUUCUUCCCUUCACUGCAGGUACAUUCUUGUAUGUCGGCACUGUUGCAGUUAUUCCUGAAUUAUUGGAGACGGGCAAGAAUAAAGGGGAGGAGUUGAGGAAGACGGCAAAGCAAUUUAUUGCUAUGGCGGCUGGGGCGGGCAUUAUGCUUUGGAUAUCAUGGGCCUGA